Molecule: messenger RNA, 927 nt
Organism: Talaromyces stipitatus ATCC 10500
Lineage: Eukaryota; Fungi; Ascomycota; Eurotiomycetes; Eurotiales; Trichocomaceae
Product: U1 snRNP splicing complex subunit (Luc7), putative
Exons: 3
Coding region: 79-927 (282 amino acids)
Biological process (GO): mRNA splice site recognition
Cellular component (GO): U1 snRNP; U2-type prespliceosome
Molecular function (GO): mRNA binding
Source: RefSeq, a predicted model, not a curated record
UAUCGCCAGAGUGGGCGCUAUUUUGUGGAAUACAGAAGCACCAAGUCAGCUUACACAAUAUACUAAGCCUGCUUCAAAAUGGCAGCAGAGCAGAGGAAGUUGCUGGAACAGCUCAUGGGAGCAGACCAGCUCUCUAGCAGCUUACAAGUCACCAUCACAGACCCCAAGGUCUGUCGUUCAUACCUCGUCGGUACAUGCCCCCACGACCAAUUUACCAACACCAAACAAGACCUGGGACCCUGUCCCAAAAUCCACAGUGAAGGACUAAAAGCAGAAUAUGAAGCUGCGCCGGCAAGCGAGAAAGCGAAAUGGGGUUUCGAAUACGAUUAUAUGCGCGACAUGCAGAAAUAUAUCGAUGAAUGCGAUAGGCGUAUUGAUGCUGCGCAACGACGGCUUGAGAAGACGCCAGAUGAGAUUAGGCAGACGAAUAAUAUGUUGAAACAAAUCUCCGAACUGACAAAAACAAUCAACUCCGGCCUACUCGAAGUCUCCGUUCUAGGCGAAACGGGCUCUGUCUCCCUCGCAAUGAACGAACUUUUCAAAGUUCGCACUGCAAAACACCAAAAGGAAACGUGCGAGCGUGAUCUGAGGGAUUUAUCAGAUACAUCCGGUCCGUCGGGACAUCAGAAGCUGCAAGUUUGCGACGUCUGUGGCGCAUAUCUCAGUCGUCUUGAUAAUGAUCGUCGAUUGGCGGAUCACUUUUAUGGGAAAAUGCAUAUGGGGUAUUCGGAUAUGAGGAGGACGUAUAAGAAACUUAGCGAGGAGUUGAAGGGGAGACCGCCACCGGCGAGACAUGAUGAUGGUUAUGGUGAUGAAGGGGGUUGGAGUGGUCGUGGCGGCGGUGGUGGUAGAGGGUAUGGACGGUCUGGUGGUGGAGGAGGUGGUUAUAGGAAGAAAGGUGGCGGCGGUUAUGGAGGUAGAUGGUAA